Messenger RNA from Papaver somniferum (opium poppy), 1503 nucleotides. RefSeq lists its product as uncharacterized. Gene Ontology annotation, molecular function: nucleic acid binding. The record is from RefSeq and is a predicted model, not a curated record. Bases 1 to 1503 code for a protein of 500 amino acids. Lineage: Eukaryota; Viridiplantae; Streptophyta; Magnoliopsida; Ranunculales; Papaveraceae. The transcript has 4 exons.
AUGGUGGAAUCCGCUGAUCAAACACCUCCUCAAAGUCCUAUCAAUCAUGAAACUCAAAUCGAUACUGAAACCCAAACCAAUUCUUCAGGGAACAUUCGAACCCUAGACCCUUACGUGAUACACCCAACUGAUAAUCCUGCUACAGUUUUAUCUUCUCCUCUUUUGCAAGGUGAUAAUUACGGUUCCUGGGUUAGGGGAAUAACCAAAUCUCUUAAUUCUAAGGGUAAGCUUGGCUUCGUGGAUGGUUCGUUGCCUCCACCUAAGGAUGAACUGCAGUAUCAAUGUUGGAAAAGGUGCGAAGAUCUCAUUGGAAGUUGGUUACUGAAUUCCUGUCAACCUGAUAUUCGAGCAAGUUGUCUUUAUGCUCCGUCAUCUCAUGCAAUAUGGAAGGAUCUCCAGGUGAGGUUCUGUAUAUCUAAUGCACCUAUUCUUUUUCGUCUUAAGUCUGAUAUAGCUACUAUUAGACAAGAAUCGAUGUUCGUCUCUAUGUAUUACACAAAGAUAAAAACUUUGUGGGAUAAAUACGAUUCCCUGGUAGCUGUCACCGAAGUUUGUAUUUGUGGAAAGGGAAAAUCCCUUUUGGAAAGAUUUGAACCAGGAAGAAGAACAACAACACAUUCAAGUGAUCAUCUUCUUCACAUCGAAUCUGCUGCACUCAAUGCAAACCGAUAUGUUCAUCACUCUGCCUCAUCUCAGUCUGUUGUUCGUCCGUCUUCCAGUCAUAAUAAACGCCCAAGGCCUCACUGCGAUUUUUGCAAUCGUCAUGGCCAUGUACGUGAUAGCUGCUAUAAGCUUCAUGGUUUCCCACCUUCGUCAGCAUCGAACCCUGUUGAUGCUAAUGUUUCUGCUUCUCUGGAAUACCAACCUGCACAAAAUCCUGUCAUGCCUGCUUUUUCAGCUGAACAGUACUCGCGCCUGUUAGCUCUCAUCAACACUCCAGCUGAAGACACUCCUAUGGAGCCGAGAGUCAAUUUUGCUGGUAAGCUUCUCACUGUUUUUUCUGAACCAUGGUUUGUUGGUAGUGGUGCUACGCACCAUAUAUGCAACUCCCUUUCUUAUUUCAGUUCGUACUCACCUGUUAAAACGUUAAUUCAAAUGCAACUCCCAGAUGGUACUUAUUCCAUUGUUAAACAUGACCUGUCAACGAAUAGAGUGAUUGGUCAGGGUGAUCUUCAUGAAGGUUUAUAUCAACUCUGGGUUUCUUCAUCAUCACCUAAAGUUUUGUUUAGUAAUAAAACUCCAUUCGACGUUUGGCAUUGUCGACUUGGCCAUCCCAGUUUAGAUCGUGUUCGAUAUUUAUGUAAUUCGCAUAAUUAUAUGCACUCUACUUUUUCUACUGCUUGUGAUGCCUGGGUGCAUGAGCAUGGUAUUCAUCACCAACGUAGCUGCGUUUACACUCCCCAGCAAAAUGGAGUAGUGCAACGAAAGCAUCGACACUUGUUGACUGUUGCUCGUGCUCUUCGUUUUCAAGCAAACUUACCUAUUACCUAUUGGGGAGAAUGA